AUGUUUUUACUUUUGUUCUUUUCAGCCGUUUUCAAAUCCUUGCUAUACGAAGCUUGUGGUCGGAUGGUGAACCCGGUUUUCGGCUCGACUAGGUUGCUCUCGACCGGGAAUUGGCAUUUAUGUGAAGCCGCGGUCAAAGCCGUUCUAAAUGGCACGCCGUUUCAGCAGGCUCCUUUGGGCGGCGCCGCAAGCCUGCAGCUCGAGGCUUGUGAUAUUCGCCACGUGGCAAAGAGUGAUAAAUCGUGCGACUCUAAUACGCUUCACAAGGUGAAGUCUCGCACCACCAAGUUCAAGCGCCAAGCCGUGAAGUCCAGAGUAGAGUCAGUUGUGGCUGAGUUGGCUGAAAGCGAGUUAGGUGGUCAUGGUUCAGUGAGUUGUGACACGGGAUCUGGGGUGACUCGGAUGAGUGAGAACAAAUUCGUUGAAGGGGAAGCCGAUAACGGCUCCGUGCAGAGUGUGGAGCCGGCUCUAGACAAUGGUGGAGAAAUAGAGCUUCAAUUGACAUUGGGGUGGGGUCCAGUGAAGAGACAAACGGCUUUGAUGACGCCACGUGUAGGGCUUGAUCUCUCUGGCUAGUUUGGUUCUUCUCAUUUCC
Molecule: messenger RNA, 595 nt
Organism: Glycine soja
Lineage: Eukaryota; Viridiplantae; Streptophyta; Magnoliopsida; Fabales; Fabaceae
Product: LOB domain-containing protein 41-like
Exons: 1
Coding region: 1-576 (191 amino acids)
Biological process (GO): regulation of gene expression
Source: RefSeq, a predicted model, not a curated record